AUGGCUGGACCCCACUCUCGUCUACGGAUCGUGCUCCCCGUCGCCGCCCUGCUCGCCCUUGUCGUCGUGUUGGCCCGUUUCCAUGCAGGCAUAAUCACUGUCGACUCCCUCUUCACCGGGCAAAAAACCCCUCCUCCGCCCGCCGCGGGUGACAACAAGCCAAAGGCCAAACCUCCAGCCGAGACGCCUCGUUACAAACCCGCGCCGACAUACACGCCGCCUCCAGUUAUCGACCCGUUCCCUCUCCUUGCCAACACGGCCUCUCCGCCGCCCCCGAUUCCCGCCUACAACGUCCCCCGGAAGGACCUACAUCUUGAAUAUGGCAUCAACAGCAUGCCGCCGCUUUUCAUCGGCUUCACUCGUCAAUGGCCGAUUUUGCUACAGUGCGUUGUUAGCUACAUCACGGCCGGCUGGCCCCCGGAGAGCAUUUAUGUGCUCGAAAACACGGGCGUACAAAUGUCCAACGUGGACGAGAAGCUGUCAUUACAGAAUCCCUUCUACAUGAACCAUACUACACUGAAGCGGUUGGGAGUCCAUGUCCUGCAGACCCCGGCGCUGCUGUCCUUUUCACAGAUGCAAAACAUGUUUCUGUACACGGCACAUUUGCAGAACUGGCCAUAUUACUUCUACAGCCAUCAAGACGUUGUUGUGUUUUCGCUUGAGGAUGGGCCGGACGACGCUAAACGUCCUGGAGACCGGGCGUGGGAAUUCUACAGUGACGAGGAGAAGCAAGAGACGAUGAACCCCCCAGCGGCGGGAGAACCGGGCUACAGGACGAUAUACGAGAACUGCCUCCGCGACUUGAACGUCACGCUUGAGCGCAAGGAGAAGUGGGCGUUUAGGUGGUACCAGUAUGAUCAUUUGACGCUGGUGAACCGCGCGGCGAUGGACGCCAUUGGGGGCUGGGACUCGAUGAUUCCGUACUACGCGACAGACUGCGAUAUGAAUGCACGGCUAAUAAUGGAUGGAUGGACGACGAAGCACCGCCGGGUUGGCAUCAUCAACGAUGUUUCGACGCAUUUGGAGGACCUAGCCGUGCUUUACCGGGUGCCAGGCGUGGAGCCGAAGUGGACAGACCCGAACUUGCCCUCGCCAGAAGAGAGAAAGGAAGAAGAGGAGAGGGAGGCCGAAGAGAAGAGAAAGGCUGAAGAAAAGAAGGCUGCUGAAGCCAAGAAGAAAGCCGAAGAGAAGAUGAAAUCCACAGAGAGACGAAAAGAAGGCGAGACCAUCGAUGCCCCCCCUAAAAAGGAACCGGAUGGCAAGGGUUACUACCGCUCAGUAGUAGAGACGGCUCUCGAGAUGACGAAUUACAAAUAUAGAGGCGGAAGCCGUAAUCGGAACUCUUGGCAGAAGAGCCAGAGAGGUGGUGCAGGCGAGCCGUACUACUACAACUCGGAAGGGUUUGCGGACGCAUUUGAGGUGCUCGUUGCCGCCGGCAGGAGGAUUUUCGAAAUGAAAUGGGGCAGGGGAGGUUGCGACAUUGGCGAGGGAUUCGGCUUGAAGGUCGCUGACCAAUGGCGCGUGCUGCCUCCCAAGGACGCCUGA
Molecule: messenger RNA, 1545 nt
Organism: Colletotrichum truncatum
Lineage: Eukaryota; Fungi; Ascomycota; Sordariomycetes; Glomerellales; Glomerellaceae
Source: RefSeq, a predicted model, not a curated record